Messenger RNA from Aspergillus sclerotioniger CBS 115572, 221 nucleotides. RefSeq lists its product as uncharacterized. Bases 34 to 189 code for a protein of 51 amino acids. NCBI's taxonomy places the organism in Eukaryota, Fungi, Ascomycota, Eurotiomycetes, Eurotiales, Aspergillaceae. The transcript has a single exon. The record is from RefSeq and is a predicted model, not a curated record.
UACCUUUCUAACCUCAUUCCACAUUCCACUCUCAUGUUGGAACUUUGUCUAUUUUCUCACUUUCUACAAACCCAUUUUUCACCGAGUAUGCCAUUUAUAGCGCAAGCUUUCUCUUUCUUGCCUUCUUUCUUUCUUUCUUUCUUUUUUUACCUUUUGGAUCCGGUAGGCCCCAACAUGUCUGUAGCGUAAAAAGGAAGAUUUGUAUGGGGACCUGCACAAAC